This is a messenger RNA of Tribolium castaneum (red flour beetle), 655 nucleotides long. It is a transcript of the gene NC2beta, whose product is annotated as Negative Cofactor 2beta. The record is from RefSeq and is a predicted model, not a curated record. Bases 120 to 632 code for a protein of 170 amino acids. Gene Ontology annotation, cellular component: negative cofactor 2 complex. The transcript has 2 exons. NCBI's taxonomy places the organism in Eukaryota, Metazoa, Arthropoda, Insecta, Coleoptera, Tenebrionidae. Gene Ontology annotation, biological process: negative regulation of transcription by RNA polymerase II; RNA polymerase II preinitiation complex assembly. Gene Ontology annotation, molecular function: RNA polymerase II general transcription initiation factor activity; protein heterodimerization activity; TBP-class protein binding.
AAUGACGAUCUGUCAUUUCGCGGACUCUAACAGCAUUAUCCUUGACAUGUCAAAUUGUUCCAGCUGUCCCUAUUUGAGGUUAAAUAUCUCUUUUUUGUUGAUAAAUAUAACAAUUUACAAUGUCUAAUCAAAAUAAUGCUGGUGGUUUAACAAAUACCGAAGACGAUGAGCUGACUUUGCCUCGGGCUAGCAUUAACAAAAUGAUAAAGGAGUUAGUCCCAUCAGUUCGAGUUGCAAAUGAAGCAAGGGAAUUAAUCCUCAACUGUUGUACGGAAUUUAUCCAUUUGCUUAGUUCUGAAGCGAACGAAAUAUGUAAUCGAUUGGACAAAAAGACUAUAAAUGCGGAACACGUUUUGAUGGCUUUAGAAAAGUUGGGUUUUGGAGAUUAUCAAACCGAAGCUGAAGCUGUUCUUAAGGACUGUAAGGCUGUUGCAGCGAAACGCAGGCGACAGAGCACAAGGUUAGAAAAUUUGGGAAUACCAGAAGAGGAGUUGUUGAGACAACAGCAGGAGUUGUUCGCCAAGGCUAGGCAAGAGCAGGCUUUUGUGGAGCAACAGCAAUGGGAGCAACUACAAGCUGCGGCACAAGCCCAAGCUUCGGCUCUACCAAACAAUGAUGAUGAUUACGAAUGAUUUAUUAAACGCUUUAAAUAUUU